UUACCCACCACCAUUCUUAAUCAUAAAUGUGGACCCCACCUCCAUCCUUCAAAUAUAUCCCCAAAAUUAGAUUUCCCAAAAGUUGGUGAAUUAACAACAAUUUAAAUCUCACCUCUCACCCCAUUUUUACUUUUCAGAAACUCCCUCUUUUCCCUUCAUAUUUUAUUUUCAAUUCUUCCUUCAUUCAAUCAUCAACAUUUUCAGAAAAAAAAAAUGGCUACAUCUGUUAAAACUUCAUCAAUAUUUACAUCUCUCAAAAACCAAAAACAACCAAAAAAUUCAUCAUUUCAUGAAAUUAAUCUCUCUUUUCUCGAUAAUUCAUCCCCAAAAAAUAAUUUUCUUAAGCUCUCCUACACAAAAUCAAAGCAUAAUAAUAAAAAUCUCAACCUAGUAACAAAAAACGCCCUCAACACAAACACCCUAGAUACAACAUCCCCCGUGUCGACGAAACCUAAAGAACCUUCAGUUGUAAACAAUGGGACGGGUUUGGUACAGAAGCAAAACCGUCCCAUGAUCCUCGUCUCCGAGAAACUCGGAGAAGCAGGACUCGCGGUUUUACGCGAGUAUGGUGAGGUCGACUGUAUAUACGACCUCACCCCGGAGGAUCUAUGCAAGCAGAUAACAAAAUACGACGCGUUGAUCGUAAGGAGUGGGACGAAGGUGAAUAGAGCGGUAUUCGAGGCGGCGAAAGGGGGGUUGAAGGUGGUGGGAAGAGCAGGGGUUGGGAUUGAUAAUGUGGAUCUUCAAGCAGCGACGGAGCAUGGGAGUUUAGUAGUGAAUGCACCGACGGCUAAUACUAUUGCGGCUGCUGAACAUGGGAUUGCUUUGCUCACUUCUAUGGCUAGGAAUGUUGCUCAGGCUGAUGCUUCCAUGAAAGCUGGAAUAUGGGGAAGGAGCAAGUAUGUAGGUGUGUCUCUGGUUGGGAAGACUUUGGCUGUGAUGGGAUUUGGGAAGGUCGGAUCAGAAGUUGCAAGACGAGCAAAAGGUCUAGGCAUGCACGUUAUUGCUCACGAUCCUUAUGCUCCGGCAGACAGAGCACGUGCAGUUGGUGUUGAGUUGGUUUCCUUU
Chenopodium quinoa (quinoa) is the source of this 1068-nucleotide messenger RNA. RefSeq names its product D-3-phosphoglycerate dehydrogenase 2, chloroplastic-like. The transcript has 2 exons. The annotation marks the transcript as partial. Gene Ontology annotation, molecular function: phosphoglycerate dehydrogenase activity; NAD binding. The record is from RefSeq and is a predicted model, not a curated record. Lineage: Eukaryota; Viridiplantae; Streptophyta; Magnoliopsida; Caryophyllales; Amaranthaceae.